Messenger RNA from Daldinia childiae, 1119 nucleotides. Its product is annotated as MFS transporter, FHS family, L-fucose permease. The transcript has 5 exons. The record is from RefSeq and is a predicted model, not a curated record. NCBI's taxonomy places the organism in Eukaryota, Fungi, Ascomycota, Sordariomycetes, Xylariales, Hypoxylaceae. The coding region runs from base 1 to 1119 and encodes 372 amino acids.
AUGGGAGCUAUAGAAGAAAUCGUAGACAACUAUUCCCAAGGCCAGAUGAUUGGCAUCGGGGUAGCUUUCACGAUGUUACCCAUUAUUGCCGUCGCCCUGCGAUUGUGGGCCAAGUUCCUUGGCCAAAAAGGCAUCAAAUUAGAUGAUUAUUUGGUUAUCGCUGCAAUGACUGUUGCUAUUGGUUGUGCCUCGGUGCAGCUUGUUGCCGCUGUUGAUGGUCAGCUCGGCCAACAUCAAUCAACUACUCCCGACGGGCAGCCGAUUCUUGAUGACCCUCGAUUUGUUAUUUAUGAGAAAUGCAAACUUGCAGUGAACAUCCUCUCCACCGUCGGCCUUGGAUUGGUAAAAUCGUCCAUCCUGGUCUUCUACAUGAACAUCUUCUUUGGCAGGCCGUUCGAAAUCGCCUCAAAAGUAGUGCUGUGCUUAGUUAUUGGCUGGACGGUCUCAUUCUUUUUCGCCAAUCUCUUCACUUGCUAUCCGAUAACCCCGUUCAUCGAGUUCUUUUACCACAACGACUGCGUGGACGGACUCGCGCUGUGGUAUGCUAUGGCUAUUUCAGAUAUUAUCAUAGAUGUGAUUAUUCUCAUCAUGCCGAUACCGAUGGUUCUCAAAUUACAUUUGCCAUGGACUCAGAAGUUGGGAGUGUUGGCUAUGUUUUUGUUAGGUACCAUAGUAUGUGCAUUCAGCCUCACCCGUGCGCUUAUCUACGUCCAUGUGGGUGAGAGUCUGGAACAUCAUUAUAAUGAUGAGACUUACUACACCUCACCGGUCUUCUUUUGGGCUGUCAUUGAGUUAUCUACCGCGAUCCUUAGCGCCUGUCUUCCAACUUACCGGCCAAUCUGGCUUCUGCUUCGCGGCCGUCCGAUUAGGCCGAGGAACCGGAGCUCAUACUAUGCACGUAAUCAUGGUAGCAGCGGUCUAGGCAGUAGUAAGCGGGAGUACCCUUUGGGGCCUGGCAUGGACUUCAAGGAUGACAUUAGGCUCACCGAUGGUUUACGCAUGAUGGACGUAGAAAUAAAUGCUCAGAGCAACCGUUCAGAUGAGCAACUUCCUUCAAAUCAUGGAAUUACCGUCGAGCGUAGUGUUCAUAUGGGCAGUCAACCCGUGGAGACGAUAUGA